ACUUCGUCGUCGUCAAUUAACAAUCCCUUUUAACUCUUUGUUCUUUCGCUCGCUGUCGAUAAUGUCGAGCCGGAGAUCUCGUUCCAAGAAAUCUGGAGAAUCAAUGAUCACAGAUACCCAAAUGACCGAUCUCAUUUCCAAGUUACAACGACUUAUUCCCAAUCACACCAACAGUUCCAAGGUUUCAGCUUCAAAGGUAUUGCAAGAGACAUGCAAUUACAUUCGGAGUUUACACAGAGAAGUUGAUGACUUGAGUGAAAAACUAUCAGAGCUUUUGGAAUCCACAGACGCCAACAGUGCUCAAGCAGCCAUUAUUAGGAGCUUAAUUGUGUAACUCUAAUUACAUUACUUAAUUAAUUAAUUAAGUAAUUAAUAAUUCUUUCACCCUUUUCAAUCAAAAAAAAUUAUGUAUUAGUAUUACUUAAUCUCAAUUAAAGUAUAUGCAUGCAUUUCUUCU
Messenger RNA from Cynara cardunculus var. scolymus (artichoke), 457 nucleotides. Its product is annotated as transcription factor PRE6-like. The record is from RefSeq and is a predicted model, not a curated record. Lineage: Eukaryota; Viridiplantae; Streptophyta; Magnoliopsida; Asterales; Asteraceae. Gene Ontology annotation, molecular function: protein dimerization activity. Bases 62 to 334 code for a protein of 90 amino acids. Gene Ontology annotation, biological process: regulation of DNA-templated transcription; regulation of growth. The transcript is spliced from 2 exons.